Scleropages formosus (Asian bonytongue) is the source of this 2163-nucleotide messenger RNA. It is a transcript of the gene psmd5, whose product is annotated as proteasome 26S subunit, non-ATPase 5. The record is from RefSeq and is a predicted model, not a curated record. Gene Ontology annotation, cellular component: cytosol. Gene Ontology annotation, biological process: proteasome assembly. The transcript has 10 exons. NCBI's taxonomy places the organism in Eukaryota, Metazoa, Chordata, Actinopteri, Osteoglossiformes, Osteoglossidae. Bases 67 to 1581 code for a protein of 504 amino acids.
AGCAGCGGGAAUACGCUUGACCACACAGUGUCUCGCGAUAUUUAAGAGACCCAAACAGUGAGCAAGAUGGCGGCCUCCAUAGAGAGCCUCUUGUCGGAGAUCUCUGGUCUGGAGGAUCCCGUUGAAGAACUGAGAAGUUUAAGGACCGCUGUUUUGGCGGUACCAUUAGAAACGUUGAAAGAGACGGUGCGUGGACUGCGACUCGAAGUUAUAUUUUCCCUCCUAAUCUCCAAUGACAGGGAACAGGUGGAGCUGUGCGUUGUCAUCUUGGGCCGCUUUCUGCAGGCGCUCGAUCCACAUUAUGUGGCUCAGAACUUCAGAGAGGAGCUCCAAAUGGGACUGAACCACUGCCUCCAUUCUGUCAAGGUGCUGGCCAUUUCACAGAUCCGGCGAAUUGUGGAGCAUCCCGAUGCUGCGCUGGUGAUUGUGAACAGUUCAGAGCUACUAAAGGGACUGAUCCUCUGUAUUGCAGAGGAGAAGAUAUCUGUUGCUAAAGAGGCUAUUCAGGCUCUCUCCAAGCUCACCAACACAACAGAUGGUUUGCAUGCGCUGUUUCAGAGUGAGCUGCUGGACCACUUGAAGGAUGUCAUGGGCACCAGUGACAUUGUCCGGUACAGAGUGUACGAGCUGGUGGUGGAGGUGUCUUCCAUCUCACCAUUGUCUUUGGGUUACUGUGCAAAUGCCAGCUUCCUGUCCAGGCUGCUUGGUGAACUCACUGGAGAUGAUGUGCUUGUUAGAGCCACAGCAAUAGAGAUGGUGACAACUCUUGCUCACAGCCAACACGGGCGGCAGUAUUUAGCGGAGCAGGGUAUCAUGGAUAAAAUCUCCAAUAUGAUCAUUGGUGCAGAGUCAGACCCUUUCUCAGACUUUUAUCUUCCAGGGUUAGUAAAGUUUUUUGGUAAUCUGGCCAUCAUGGACAGUCCCCAGCAAAUCUGCGAGUGCUAUCCAGCUUUCCUGAAGAAGGUCUUUGAGAUGGCCCUGGACAAGGACCCAGUCAUGAUUGGCGUGGCCCUGGACACGCUGGGGGUCCUGGGCUCCACCGUGGAGGGAAAACAGGUCCUGCAGAAAGCGGGAGAAAAGUUUCAGCAAGUGUUGAAAAGGCUGAGCCAGCUGGCCCAGAAUUCCACUACAGAGCUCAGGGUUCGGUGCCUCGAGGCGCUAACUCUGCUCCUCACGCUGCCGGCUGAGCAGCAGACAGAGGACCUCCUGGGCCUGACGGAGUCCUGGUUCAGCUCCUUGUCCAACCAGCCCUUGGAGAUGUUUCGCAGUAUCAGUGUCCAGCCGUUCCCGGAGCUGCACUGCGGGGCCCUCCGGGUCUUCAUUGCCAUAGCUGACCAACCCUGGGGACAGAAGCUAAUGAUUGCUGCCCCAGGCUUCAUGGAGUUCAUUGUGGACCGAUCCACGGGACCAACCAAGGAGUCAAAAGAUGCGAGAUUUGAACUAGUGAAGGCACUCGCGAACUCUGCCUCCACACCAGAGAUCUUCGGAAACCAGCAUUAUCUUCGCCUGCGGUCUUAUAUGCGUGAGGGACCAUACUAUGUUACUGCUGUGUCAUCGGUUACAGUUGAAGGUGCCGAAUAAACCCUCUGAAGUGUGACGUAUGCAGGAGAGAUCAAAGACGGUCUCUAGUGUCAAAGAAAGCGAUAAUCUUCUUUCCAUUUUGAGCAACCUUAAAUGCACUAAUGUUUUUGUAUUUGGCUUCUCAUAUUAUUAAACCAGUGACAAAGCAGGUGUUUUGUGCUGAAUUCGUGUUUUUCUCUGUGGCAGUUUGUUUUUGCUGUUUAAAGGAACAGUUACAUUUUGCUAAAUGAAAAAUGUGUAUCCUCAUUGUUGGAUAUUUGGAGGAAAUGUGUCUAUAGUGUUUAGGAUUCAUGGUCUAACCUGAAAGUUAGGCUGUUUGUCAUCUUUUUCAGUUGGUUCUUGAACAGCCUGCACGCACACAAUCAUCACCUGCUCAGUAAACUUUUUCGCCCUCAUCCAUAUAAUCCUGUAAACAGAAUUCCCUCGUUUGUGUUGUGUCAUACUUAAUGCCUGCAUUUAUUGAUUCUAAAUAAUGUGCAACUUCCCUGUGCCUACUGCAUUCUUUCAAUAUUUCGAACAUAUCCUUACUUGGCUAGUAUCCCCCCUCGUAAAACAUUCCAAAUGUACACCAACAGAGCCUUG